AUGAAUUCCCUACCCGAACAACCGCGACCGCGCGACAACGACCAAAUGGAUUGCGAGGACGAGAGCCUUUGUGAGAGAGCCUCGUCCGCUUUCCCGACCGGUCGCGACUGCCAUGACGAAUCAGACUGCGACCGCAGCCGAAACCCCGACUUUGACACUGUUCCUUCCUCGCCCCUCUCUGAAUUGGCCAAGACGCCACCGCUGUUCUCCUCUCCCCUGGCCGUUCGCGAUCCCGCCGACCGCUACCCGUCCCCUUCCAUGACGUCCCUCUCCUCCUCUUCCGCCCUGGCCUCUGGCUGCCAAUCACCCUCGCGAGCCGACAUGCCGCUGGCCUCCGACACAAUCAACGUCAGCAGCUUCGCCGAAAUGGCCACGUCGGCGCCAUCCGAGCGCCCCCGCAAGAGACGCAAGAUUGCCGCCCCCAAGGAGCGCACCACCGAAUAUCUCGACUUUGACAAAGUCCGCGACAACGGGUUUGACGCCGAGAGCGACAGAAAGCUCGAUCGCCUCGUCGACACCCUGAGGUACCAGAAAAAGAUUGUCGUCAUUGCUGGUGCCGGUAUUUCCGUCUCCGCUGGCAUUCCCGACUUCCGGUCAAAACAAGGCCUCUUUGCGACACUGCCCAACGAGCACAAGAUGAAGGGGUCCGGAAAGCACCUCUUCGACGCAUCGGUGUACAAGCAUGACGAGACGACGGAGAAGUUCCACAAAAUGGUGUGCGACCUGGCCACGAUGGUCAAGUCGGCCCAGCCCACAAAAUUCCACCACCUGCUCGCCUCCCUUGCUGCCGAGGGCCGCCUUAUGCGACUUUACACGCAAAACGUCGACUGUGUCGAUACGAACUUGCCCCCGCUGCAGACGACUGUCCCUCUGAACCGCAAGGGGCCAUGGCCCAAGACCAUCCAGCUGCAUGGAAGCGUCGAGCACAUGAACUGCUCAAAAUGCGGACAGAUCACCCCGCUGAACACAAAGCUUUUCGUUGGGCGCGAGGCUCCACUUUGCGCAGAGUGUACCGAGAUGGAUACCGUCAGAACCAUUCACGGCGGAAAGCGAAGUCAUGGAAUCGGUCGCCUCCGCCCCAGAAUGGUGCUCUACAACGAAUACAACCCGGAUGAGGAGGCAAUCGGCAACGUCUCGAGUUCUGAUUUGAAGAGCCGACCAGAUGCCGUCAUUGUCGUCGGCACCAGCCUCAAAAUCCCCGGUGUAAGGCGCCUUGUCAAGGAGCUCUGUCAGGCUACUCGGAACAAGCGCGGCGGCUUUACUGCAUGGAUCAAUCUUGAUUCGGAGCCCCAACACAACGAUUUCAAGGACUGCUGGGACCUCGUUGUGCGCGGAAAAUCUGAUGACGUCGCCCACUUUGCCCAACUACCACCCUACGAUGUGCCCAGCGCGGAGCCAAGCGAUAUUCUCAACGAAGAAGACAACAAGAUACGCGAGCAGUGGCUGCAGCGGGACAAGGUUGAAGUCCAGCUUUCGCAGUCAUCUUACAACACAUCUCUGCCCGAGCCGGAGUUUGGGGCUCUCACCGAGACUCAAGCCAACGCCACCAAGGUCCAGGGCAUCCCCACGCCCAGCACCAGCCCUCGAUUGCUACCCACACUACCGGGCAAGAAGGCUGGAAAGUCGAGACAGAGCAAGCUUGCCUUUGGUGCCACGCCAGUCGCAAGCUCCGACAGCGAGGCACCAUCGAAAAAGCGCAAGAGAGCGCCGGCGAAGAAGUCUGGGAAGCAGGCGAAGAAGGCGGCCGAGCCUCCUAAGAACGCAGUCACGCAGACUUUCCGUGCUGUCAAGAACCGAGCUCUUGUAACGCCCGUCCAGGCAAAGCAAGAAAAAGACAUCAAGCAGGAGGUCGCGAACGAAUUGCCUACCUUGCGACCACAGCAACCCUUGUCCCGUAGCCCAGUUGCGUAUACGACGCAGAAGUCUUCGGGAAAACCUGGGGCCGACUCCCUCAUGUCCUCACCGCUGCUCCCGGCCCUGACUGACAUGCAGUGCGACGACCUGGCUACCCUACCGACUACGCCGGCCCACACGCAGCGAGGCACUUCUCCGUUGGACGGACGGUCGUCGCCUUGUAUCGGCGUCUCUACCGAUAGCUGCCUGGGCAGCAUUGUGGCAGCCGCUUCUGAGGGCCCGCGCAUCAUAUCUCCAUCAUCGAAACCUCGGGGAAUGGAGGGGCUUAUCAAUUAG
Molecule: messenger RNA, 2190 nt
Organism: Verticillium nonalfalfae
Lineage: Eukaryota; Fungi; Ascomycota; Sordariomycetes; Glomerellales; Plectosphaerellaceae
Exons: 1
Coding region: 1-2190 (729 amino acids)
Biological process (GO): regulation of DNA repair; negative regulation of transcription by RNA polymerase II; pericentric heterochromatin formation
Cellular component (GO): mating-type region heterochromatin
Molecular function (GO): histone deacetylase activity, NAD-dependent; NAD+ binding
Source: RefSeq, a predicted model, not a curated record